Molecule: messenger RNA, 498 nt
Organism: Prorocentrum cordatum
Lineage: Eukaryota; Dinophyceae; Prorocentrales; Prorocentraceae
Source: the annotation of a GenBank genome assembly
AGGGGGGGGGCCGGCGCGCCCCGCAUGCGCGGCGCUGGCCCGCGCCGGUCCAGCCAGAGGCGCGGCCUGAGCGGAUCCGCCGGGCUGCUGCUGCGGUGCGGCCUCUUUUGGGCGACGCCGGUGUCGUUUCUGCUGCUGGAGAUCGCGGAGAAGGAGGCCGAGGGCAGCACCGGCACCGACAGCGUCGUGGCGGCGCUGCCCGCGCUCGCCGCGCUGCUGCUCGUCGCGAGCUGCAACCUCGCGGCGGACUGCUUCCUCCGCUGCGGCGGCUAUCUGCUGCUCCUGCAGGUGCCGCUCCAGCUGGCCCUCGUCCUCCGGUACGCCAGCGGGCAGCACCUGUGGCCGCCGGACGAGGCGCCCGGCGCCGCCGCGGGGAUUCCGCAGGAGGCCCUGGCCAUACAGCAUCCAGGCCCCGGCCCCCGCGCCGCAGGAAGGCCCCGCGGCUCCCGCCGCCGCCGGAGGGCGAGGGCAGGAUCUCGGUGGUGCUGCCCUGCCUGA